Penicillium oxalicum is the source of this 1626-nucleotide messenger RNA. RefSeq lists its product as uncharacterized. Lineage: Eukaryota; Fungi; Ascomycota; Eurotiomycetes; Eurotiales; Aspergillaceae. The record is from RefSeq and is a predicted model, not a curated record. The coding region runs from base 1 to 1626 and encodes 541 amino acids. The transcript is spliced from 4 exons.
AUGUCUGCCCCGGACGUAUCCGCUACGACAGCUGCCCCCGCCCCCGGCCCAGAUGACACACCGAAUGUUCACCCGGUGGUUCGUGCCGCGCUGCGACUGAGCUUGAGCACCAAAGAGUAUCGGGUUCUUCACAGUCUGGUGGUGUCUCGCGCUCCAGGGGCACAGAAUAAAAUCAUUUCACCCUCUCGCUAUGAUGCCAUUGUGCACUCGAAAAAUCGCCGCAAUGAGGCCGCCGUGAGAACCUCGUUGAGGGUCUUCGUGGGUACUGGCGCUACCCUGAAAUUGCUUGAGGCGAUUGUCAGUCGAAUUCGCGGAGGGACAGCGCAGAAGAAAGUCCGUGGCCCACUUCUUCAGUCACCCAAAUUCCGCCUUUCCCUUUCUCUGUCCCUCCUGCUUCUGCUACAUCGCCUUCUGUACCGCUUUCUCACUCGUAUCCGUCUCAAUCUCUGCACUGAUGAGGCUAAGCCGUUUCGUCAGCGCAAUCCGCGUAUCGCGAGUGCGCUGACCUCACGGUUCGCUCCGGCUGUUGGGGCUAGUUUGGCGGGCUUUGCUCUGGGGAUCUGCCCUCAGGACCAACUUCGUCUCACGGUUGCCAUCUAUACUGGAACUCGAAGUCUGGAGUUCCUCUAUAACGUCAUGGAGUUGAAGGGAUGGCUGGAAGGCCGCCCAUGGUGGUGCGGUAGCUGGCUACUCAUGCCGAUCUCGUGCGCACAGCUGUUCCAUGCAUUUGUCUUUGACCGGGAAAAUACACCCAAGUGGCUGGGUAAUGUCAUUCUGAAGCUCUCUCCAAGCUACAUCCCGGGUCGGCCUCAAGGUUUGCCCAAGGACGUCUUCUGGCCAGAGAAAGACCAGAUUCUUGAUUCCCUCGCAUCUAUCGCGAGCCUGCGAUGGCCGGCAUACGUCUGUCCAACACUACAUCCCGCGGACUCCAACACCCUGCCAGCAUCGGUACAGGCAAUCUCACCGAUCACUGGACCUGCACACCCCGCUAUUGCUCAUCUUUCCUGCGCCCUCCUUCAUCCCAAUGUGCCUAGCUGCAGCACGGCCUUUGUGCACCAUAUCCUUCACUCUGUGCCCCUCUUGGCUCGUUUCCUCACGGUCGUCAGCCUCGCGCUGAGCAUUCCUAGAUUGAAGAGCAUCAUGGCUCAGCCAAUCACGUCGAUUAAUAGCCUGAGCAAGAGGAUCAUCACCUUGACGGCAGUGCUCUCUGCUUCCGUGGGCUCCGCCUGGGGCAGUGUCUGUCUUUUCAACAACGCUCUGCCUCGCUCGACACUGCCAACCAAGCGGUUCUUCCUCAGCGGUGCCAUUGCUGGUCUUCCAUUUGCGCUUUUGGCCAACAGCCGGAGCGUGUUCAUGUACUUCUUUCGCGCUGCCGUGGACUCGGCUUGGAAGACCGGCGUUAAGCGAGGGCUGUGGAAGGGCGGGCGCGCUGUCGAGCUAUGGCUGUUUGUGCUUUCUUGGGCUUUGAUGGGGUCUAUUCUCGAAGCUCACCCGUCGGCUGUGCAAGGGCGGGGUCUUCGAAAGGCGCUGGCAUGGUUGCGAGGAGACGGCUUCGUUGAUCUGGAAGAGGUCGAGAAGCGGCGGGCUCGGCGGGCCGUGAAAGCCCCCCAGUCCAAGGAGGAGUGA